Acytostelium subglobosum LB1 is the source of this 2565-nucleotide messenger RNA. RefSeq lists its product as hypothetical. The record is from RefSeq and is a predicted model, not a curated record. Lineage: Eukaryota; Evosea; Eumycetozoa; Acytosteliales; Acytosteliaceae. The coding region runs from base 1 to 2565 and encodes 854 amino acids. Gene Ontology annotation, molecular function: actin filament binding. The transcript has 2 exons. Gene Ontology annotation, biological process: actin cytoskeleton organization.
AUGACUGAGACAAAGAAGACCUGGAUUGAUGUCCAGAAGAGGACCUUCACUGGUUGGGCCAACAACUAUUUGAAGGAGCGUAUCCUUAAGAUUAACGACCUCGCCACAGACCUGGAGGAUGGUAUCAUGUUGAUCAACUUGUUGGAGAUUAUCUCAAGCAAGAAGAUCCUCAAGUUCAACAAGCAGCCAAAGAUCAGAUUGCACAAGAUGGAGAACAACAACUUGGCCGUCAACUUUAUCAAGCAGGAGGGUCUCAAGCUCGUGGGUAUUGGUGCUGAGGACAUCGUCGAUGGCCAGCUCAAGCUCAUCCUCGGUCUGAUCUGGACCCUGAUUCUGAGAUAUCAGAUCCAGAUGGCCGAGACCGACUCGCCAAAGGCCGCCCUGUUGGAGUGGGUGCGCAACCAAGUCAAGCCAUACGGUGUCCGUGUGGACAACUUCACCGACUCGUGGAGAGACGGAAAGGUGCUGUCGGCCCUCACCGACUCGCUCAAGCCAGGCGUGCUCGACAUGAACACCCUGACCAACGACGCCCUCACCGACGUAGACCGUGCCAUGGAUGUCGCCCUCGAGCAGUACGAGAUCCCCAAGAUUAUGGACCCAUCCGAUAUGGUCAACUUGCCAGACGAGCUGUCCGUCAUCACCUACGUGUCCUACUUCCGUGACUACGCCGUCAACAAGUGCAAGCGUGAUCAGGAGGCCGCCGAGGCCCUCGAGCGCAAGAGACGUACCACAUCGGACGCCUCCCAGGUGCUCGCCUACGGACCAGGUCUGGAGGGUGGCUUCGUCAACCAGCGCGGAGACUUCACCAUCAAGGCCAUCAACUACUACGGUGAGCCAUUGCCAAACGGUGGUGAGAACUUCACCGUCACCGUCACCGGUGACAACGGUGCCCAGAUCCCAGUCCACUUGGUCGACAAGGCCAACGGAACCUACGAGGGCAACUACACCGCCAGCGAGCCACAGGACCUCGUCAUCAACAUCAAGUUGGACGGCGUCGACAUCAAGAACUCGCCAUUCCACGUCAAGAUCGACGGUGCUGACCACAACGAGUCCAACGCCUACGGUCCAGGUUUGGAGGGUGCCAAGGUUGGCGUCCCAGCCCCAUUCAAGAUCCAGGGUCGCAACAAGGCCGGCGAGCCAAUGACCCGCGGAGGCGACGACUUCACCGUCAAGGUGACCGGCCCAGCCGGCAACGUCCCAGCCAACGUCCACGACAAUGGUGACGGCUCAUACGACGUCGUCUACAACCCAACCAAGGGUGGUGAUCACACCGUUGAGGUCUUCCUCCGCGGCACCCCAUUGGCCCAGGGUCCAGUCCCAGUCCGUGUCCUGUCCUCUGACGAGAACAACUCCUUCUGUGACGGUCCAGGUUUCGAGGCUGCACAGGCUCGUCGCCCAACCCAGUUCACCAUCCACUCUGUCGGUGCCAACGGCAAGCCAUGCACUGACGGAGGUGACCCCUUCCAGGUGUCCAUCUCUGGCCCACACCAGGUCGAUGUCUCCAUUGAGGACAACGGCGACGGAACCUACACCGUUGCCUACACCCCAGAGAAGCCAGGCGACUAUGAGAUUCUGGUCACUCUGAACGAGAAGCCAAUCAAGGACAUCCCCAAGAACAUCCACAUCAAGCCAGCUGCCGAUCCCAACAACUCGUACGCUGAGGGCCCAGGUUUGGAGCACGGAGAGUGCUUCCAGCCAUCUAAGUUCAAGAUCCACGCCGUCGACCCCGACGGAGUUCACCGCAACGACGGUGGUGACGGAUUCGUCGUCACUGUUGAGGGACCAGCCCCAGUCGAGCCAGUCAUGGUCGACAACGGAGACGGUACCUACGAUGUUGAGUUCGAGCCAAAGGUCCCAGGUGACUACACCAUCAACCUCACCCUCGAUGGCGAUAACGUCAACGGCUUCCCAAAGGUCGUCCGCGUCAAGCCAGCCCCAUCUGCCAACCACUCCUACGCCAAGGGCCCAGGUUUGGUCGAGGCUUUCGACAAUGCCGUCGCCGAGUUCACCAUCUUUGCCAUCGACACUAACGGUCAAGCCAGAACCGACGGAGGUGACCCCUUCGCCGUUACCAUCAACGGACCAAACGGUCUCGUCGUCGACCCCAAGGUCACCGACAACAACGACGGUACCUACGCCGUCCAAUACGAGCCAACCGUCGACGGAGACUACCAGAUCAACGUCACCCUGCGCGACGUCCCCAUCAAGGACAUGCCAGUCACUGUCAAGUGCAUUGAGGGUGCCGACGAGGGAUCAUCAUUCGGUUCAUUCACAUUCACCGUGGCCGCCAAGAACAAGAAGGGCGAGGCCAAGACCUACGGAGGCGACAAGUUCGAGGUCUCCAUUACCGGCCCAGCCGAGUACAUCACUCUGGACGCCAUCGACAACCAGAACGGAACCUACACCGCCGCCUACUCGCUCCAGGGCAACGGAAGAUUCUCCACCGCCGUCAAGCUGAACGGAAAGCACAUCGAGGGCAGUCCAUUCAAGCAGGUGUUGGGCAACCCAGGCAAGAAGAACCCAGAUGUCAAGACCUUCACCACCACCGCCUCUGCCAACAUCUAA